Molecule: messenger RNA, 2424 nt
Organism: Eleginops maclovinus (Patagonian blennie)
Lineage: Eukaryota; Metazoa; Chordata; Actinopteri; Perciformes; Eleginopidae
Product: alpha-N-acetylgalactosaminide alpha-2,6-sialyltransferase 1-like
Exons: 9
Coding region: 102-1454 (450 amino acids)
Biological process (GO): oligosaccharide biosynthetic process
Molecular function (GO): alpha-N-acetylgalactosaminide alpha-2,6-sialyltransferase activity
Source: RefSeq, a predicted model, not a curated record
AUCAGAUGAGAGGCAGAGUGGAGAAACUCAGAGAGAGCGCGGACUGUGACAGCUGUUAGUCUUAAAUUAAGCCAUAAAGCCUAAAGUUCUCAGUGUCAGGGAUGGCUGAAAAAAUCGCAAGGCUUUUUUAUUUAAUACUUCUGCUCUCAGCUGGCUUUUUACUAUUGUAUUUUCCAUCGGAAUAUUCACUGAGCAAAAUCAGAUGGCCAUCUUUCUCAGUAAAAAUAAGACACAGAGCUCAAGAAUUGUUGGUUGACUUUGGAGCUGAAAAGGGAAACUCCACUUCACCUACUGUGUUUACACAGACAACAAAACAUCCUGAUUACACCAACAAAAAAAAGGUGACAGAGAUAAAAAAUGAUCAAAUGGGACCUACCCGAGGCGCUGUGGCUGAGACUCCCAUGCCCGUCCUCCUCAAAAGCUCCUACAAGAAGCUUCCUGAGUGGGAUUUUGAGGAUAUUUAUAACCAGGAUGCUCCACCCAGACAGACAACGUGUGCCAAGUCUCUGCGAAACUCUGAGGAUGAGAACUUUAAGAAGAAUUUCCUUCCCAACAUACGCUUGUAUAUGCACAAAGACAGCGUCAACAUGAGCGAGUGGAACCGACUUUCACAUUUUAACAAUCCCUUUGGUUUUAUGGGGUUUAAGCAUGAUGAUGUAAUGACUUCAGUGAAGCUGAUCCCAAAGCCCAAAGAGCCACUCCUCCUCCUUCGAAAGCCAGGUGCAGACGGGUGUGUGUCCUGUGCUGUGGUAGCUUGUGGGGGAAUACUCAAUGGCUCAAAAAAGGGAGAAGAGAUCGAUGCUCAUGAUUACGUUUUCCGGAUGAACGGCGCUAUCACCAAAGGUUACGAGGAAGACGUGGGAAGCAGAACAUCAGUGUACGUUCACACGGCCCACUCCAUCACUUCGUCCCAAUAUUUGUUGAAGAUUUAUGGAUACAAAAAUGUCCCUAAUGAUGAGGGCAUAAAACAUGUGAUUAUUCCUGAAGGGAUGAGGGAUUUCAACUGGCUCGAGGGUCUUCUCAAAGGAGAAAGGAUCAGUGAUGGCCCAUAUAAAAACAGGAGGCCACGGACGUACUAUGCAGGGCAGUACAAUGAGACGCGCUUCUACGUUCUUCACCAGGAUUUCCUCAGAUACGUGAGAAACAGGUUCUUAAAGUCUCGUGGUCUGCUUUCUUCACACUGGGCGAUAGUCAGACCGACCAAUGGGGCAUUCACUCUCUUCCUAGCUCUGCACACCUGCGACACUGUGAGUGCAUAUGGAUUCAUGACUGACGACUACAAGGAAUACUCCAACUACUACUAUCAGAAGAUCAAGAAAAGUGUGGUUUUCUAUGCCAACCACGACUAUAUCUUGGAGAAAAAUCUGUGGAAAAACCUUCACGAUAGCAACAUCCUUAAGCUAUAUCAAAGAACAAAAUUAACCCAAGAGCCAGGAAAGGAAAAUAAACUCUGAUACAGGUAGAAUGGCGUUAAUGGAACCCAUUAUUUUAUAGAAAUGUUAUAUUUGUAUUAUCAUAUAUGUUACAAAAGAAAGUGGAAGACAAUGUGUGGCAUGCUCUUUCACAAUCAGUGGCAUGUUGCAAAGGCUCUGUUCUAGAUGCAUGUGAAUUAAUAUCAACAUCUCGCUUUAUAGUAAUAUUGGGUAAUGUUCGCCAAGUUCAAAAGACAAAUCGAUUUUGGAGUUUUUAAGGGUGAAGCGGUAAGAGAAGCAGCUUAACGACAGAAGCAUAACAAUAUGUUCUGUUCGUGUUUGAUUCCUAUCAAAUACAAAGACUUCAGAAAAUCCUAGUCCUCUAUGCAACUAAAAAAAUGUUAGGCUAAUCCAUAUCAUCGAUGGAUAUCUGUGAAAAAUAAGCAAUUGAGGUUGAACGUUAUGAGAAAAACAGCCUAAGGAGCUAACACUGAGGUAUGUUAUAGACUAACAGAGAUUUCAGACCGGGACGUGAAUCAUAGCUAAUCCAAUGGUGGUAACCCAUAAAACUCAUGUAUAUACAGCCUGGGCCUGCACUGCCUUGGUUGUUUUUGAAUAUUUUAAAGUAUGUAGAGAAAGGCAGAUAAAAAUGCAUAUUUGCUACUUAGAUGUUAUUUUUGCUAUUUGUAAAUUGUAUUUGUUGUUUGCAUCUUCAUCUAAAUCAACAUAAAUAUAUUAUUAAGUAUUCAUUUAAAACUAUUUUUUCCAUUUAAAACAUGAACGUCGAUAAUCACGAAUAUGUGUUUCAACUGUUUGUUAAUGAGCAUGCACGUUGGUUAGGGCGUGCACAGGUUAUGGGUGUGGUUGGGAACUUGUAUGCGAGUGCCUUUGUGUACUGGAUUGACAUCUGCAAGUGCCAAAGAAGGACACGUACAGUGUCUGUGUGUGCGUGGGUGUGUGUUGUUCCAUGAUUCAUGAUUCAUUUGAAUAAAUACCAAAAGUUUAAAUCAUA